ACUUUUGUUGGCACUGACGUGCCAAACCAUGAUCUCUUCUGCACACCCGUUUGUAAACUCCUGUGGGCCAGCAGAGAUCGCAGCUCUGAAGGACAGCAUACGGAAACUGGAGAAUGAUCUGUUGAUCAAAACUUGGCAAAUUCUCCACUUGCAAACGCACAAUUACUUCCAGCCAGUUGAAUCAGGUCCUUCAAACAGGAAACCUGAAGCUACAGCACCUCCCGAUGUGAACCAUAAGAACAGCGGAGCUUCGGACAACCUGGACACAUCAGUAAUCAAACCACUUCCCUCUGCUGGCAGUUUAAUUGUCUAUGACAGAGACUGUUCUGAGCUGUUCGACAGGCUGAAGCCACCAAGUGGUUUCUACCGCAUCAGGCCUAAAUUGCAGCUGGAGCCCUUUUUAGUCUACUGUGAUAUGGAGGAUGGAGGCGGGUGGACAGUGUUCCAGAAACGACGACAUGGAAGAGUUGACUUCAACAGAGAUUGGGUGGACUACCGAGAUGGUUUUGGUGACUUCAAACUGUGGAAUGACGAGUUUUGGUUGGGGAAUGAGCGCAUUCAUUCACUUCUAUCAGAAGGUCAGAACCUGGUGAAGAUUGAUCUGAUGGACUGGGACGGCCAAAGAAGCCACGCCUUUUAUAAUAACUUCAGGAUCACCAAUGAAGCUGAUAAGUAUCGUCUCCAGUACAGUUCGUACAGCGGGAAAGCAGGAGACGCUCUGUCUGGUGGGUCAGGGAUGGUGGAGCAGUGGUCUGCCUCUCUCAGCGGGAUGCAGUUCAGCACGAGGGAUCAGGAUAACGAUCGCUACCUUCAGGGAAGCUGUGCCCAGGAAAAUAAGGCAGGUUGGUGGUUUAACAGAUGCCAUGCAGCCAACCUGAAUGGAAUCUUCUACCGCAAGGGGGUGUACAAGGGUCAGUAUGAUAACGGCGUGGUGUGGGGGACCUGGAAAGGCCUUUGGUAUUCACUGAGGCACACUGCUAUGAAGGUUCGACCUCUGCUUUUCUUGGACAGUGCGGGCAGUGGAGCAGGGGAAACGUGAAAAGACGAGCCUUCACAUUCACUUGCAUCAUGUAAACAGAUAACACAGAAAAGGUUUCAGCUGUCACUACAUUAAUUUCUCCCUUUCUAUUAUUUGAAUUUAUCAUCAACCAUCACUUAUGUUGUGUUUUUUUCUAUUUUUCUUUUGAGCAUUUCUCUCUGUAAAGUGUACACUACCAAAACAUUAAAGUAAACAGC
Molecule: messenger RNA, 1236 nt
Organism: Salarias fasciatus (jewelled blenny)
Lineage: Eukaryota; Metazoa; Chordata; Actinopteri; Blenniiformes; Blenniidae
Gene: fgl1b
Product: fibrinogen like 1B
Exons: 8
Coding region: 29-1039 (336 amino acids)
Biological process (GO): fibrinolysis; blood coagulation, common pathway; blood coagulation
Cellular component (GO): fibrinogen complex
Molecular function (GO): protein-macromolecule adaptor activity; extracellular matrix structural constituent
Source: RefSeq, a predicted model, not a curated record